CUGUCAUUGGUAAAGCAUCGGCAAAUCAAUUCACUUAUUAUCCAUACAUUUUUUUCCUGCUAAAUCAUAAAAAAAAUCCAUUAUAUAGCCAAUAAUUAACGAUAAAAACUUUGAAAACUGUGUUAAGAAGUAAAAUCCAGUGAAAUGGCAGAUGUUUUGGAUAUUGAUAAUGCCGAAGAGUUUGAGGUCGACGAAGACGGUGACCAAGGUAUUGUUCGAUUGAAGGAAAAGGCCCGUAAACGUAAGGGACGUGGUUUUGGUACCGAAAGCAAUGUUCGUGAACACAUUCAAAAUUAUGAACGCGUUCGAAAUGAUGACGAUGACGAAUUUGAGCCGGGUCCACAGCGUUCAGUCGAAGGUUGGAUCUUGUUUGUGACAAACAUUCAUGAAGAAGCACAAGAAGAUGACAUCCAAGAGAAAUUCUGUGAAUACGGUGACAUCAAAAACAUUCACUUGAACUUGGACCGACGUACCGGUUUCUUGAAGGGAUACGCUCUGGUCGAAUACGAAACAUAUAAACAAGCGCAAGCAGCACGUGAAGCAUUGAACACCAGUUUAAUCUUGGGCCAGGCGAUUUCAGUUGACUGGUGUUUCGUCAAGGGACCGAAGAAAACCAAAAAGACAGAACGACGCCGAAGAUAAAACAAUUUACUCGUCAAUUUUUUUCCCCUUCACUACAGUUUUGAUUUAAUGGCAUUUUGUCAAGCCAAAAUGAAACUCAUACCGA
Contarinia nasturtii (swede midge) is the source of this 727-nucleotide messenger RNA. It is a transcript of the gene tsu, whose product is annotated as RNA-binding protein 8A. Gene Ontology annotation, molecular function: mRNA binding. The transcript has a single exon. Bases 145 to 642 code for a protein of 165 amino acids. NCBI's taxonomy places the organism in Eukaryota, Metazoa, Arthropoda, Insecta, Diptera, Cecidomyiidae. The record is from RefSeq and is a predicted model, not a curated record. Gene Ontology annotation, cellular component: exon-exon junction complex; cytoplasm; nucleus. Gene Ontology annotation, biological process: RNA splicing.